AAUAUCCUCACACACCGAAGAGAGCGCCGAUUCCAACUCAAAACAUUCUUAUCUUGGAUUUCCGCACAUACACUUUUCUGGGCGUUACCAUGUAGACCCGAUGACAGCCAACAAUUUGCCAAUCGCCUUUAACACAAGUAUUAAUCACGGACCACGCCUUCAUCCCCAAUUACAGGGGUUUAAUCCUGAGGGCACAGGAAAUUUCAUGUUCUAUGACACCUUUGUGACCAGUGUAUGUUACUCAGAUGGAAGUUGUGUUCAAAAGGGAGAUUCUGUUAUCGGACAGACCCUUGAGGAUUGGUAUUUGCUACCCCCAGCCAAAAUGGUAGACAUUUACACCACGUGCGACUCGUUUCCCACUGUAUACGGAAUGACGCUGAUGUUGUCAAAUGUAUUCCGCGCAAACGUUAUCCCAACGCCGACACAGCAGGGCUGGUUCAAGUGCCCCGAAACGCGGACCGCUUAUACGCGGACUUUCGCAGUGCAUGUUAAAUCGGUCUUAAAUGAUAUUAAGUGGUUAAGUACUUUAGACAAUUCUCGUUUCUUAAGAGAGAUUAAGCAGGAAAGUGCCAUUUCGCUAUCCAUCAAAUAUAACCUUGAUCUGUAUGAUUCGCAGGAGAAUAGCGAAACUUUUUUGUCCGGCCAAUUGACUGGCACGAUAGGUCCGCAUCAUUCAGAGGAUGCAUUGCCUUUUACAAGGUUCACCAGAUUAUUACGAGCAAGAGAUGAAGAAUGUGUCGGGUUGCCAUUUUGUCAUGCACCAUUUGUUUUUGAUCAAAAGCGUAUGACACUCACUUUAGAUUUGGGGAAUAGUAUGAGAAGGAUGGAAAAUGGUGAUUUUAAUGAAACAGAAAUUGGUAGGCUUUUUGUAGGCAAAUUUUUAGACGAUGACAUUUUCACAAAAGGCAAAUGUGAAAUGCUGGUAAAUUCGACAGAAUUUAUAGAAAUAAGAUAUCAGGAACCGAACUGGUACUUAAAAAAUGCAGGGGUGGUUUCUCUAAAUGUGUCAGAUGCUUUCAAGCAGCACAUCAUGCGUACUUCUCUUGCCCUAUAUCAAGUUACCUUAGAACAUAUAAAAACAAAAUGUAAAGUUGUGCUUUUCGAACCUCCACAUGGCAUCAACGUUGGACCCAUGUAUAACAAUUCCUACAUGAAAAGUCCUGAUGAUACAUUGGAGUUCACUAUGUUUGCGAGUCAGUUUGGGGAGCCAGCAGAAGGCGUCGAAUUGAGUUUAGAGUUUGGAAAGAGUGACCAAUGUAAUUAUCAAAUAUGCGGACCUUGCACGAGUGAAUUUAGUUAUCCACAGUCUGCUCUCGAGUUCAGAAACCCAGUAAAAACAGACAUAAAAGGUAUAGCUAGUAUUGAAAUUAAAGUCAAAGACCCGAUUGAAAAUGGAUUGUAUGCUUCAAGUAUCUUGCUUCACGAUGCUCAACUUUUCAUAAUGUUUAUAAACUUUAAAGACAAGAUAGGAAAUUCGGGUACCGCAACUGCGUUUUUGGCAAUAAAAGCUUUUAAAGAUUACAAAAUCCCCUUAGUUCCAACAUGGCAUGAGCAUAUACUUCCUAUAUUCGAGUAUUAUAGUAAAUUAUUUCCAGUCAUGAACCACUUUUUGCAUUUAGUUGACUACGAAAGUGUCAUUCGUAACAGAGAAAAGAUUAAAGCAACGUUAAGUCUCCCCAUGGACCACCCCCAUCACAUGCCCGUAACACGCGACUUGUCACCAAAGAAACGAAAAAUGAUCAUAAAGUGGCUGGAUAACCCUGUGAAAGGCUCCGUUGCAACUAUUCAAGAACUACACCGGUUACUGGAACAAGCGUUGCUUCUUGAAUUUACUACUAUCCCUCCUUAUCUGACGGCAUUGAUGUCCAUCAAAGAAGGUAUGAAUGUUUUUAUCGCCGAAACGUUAAGAUCAGUACUUAUACAGGAAAUGCUACAUAUGGUUUUAGUGGCUAAUAUAUUAAAUGCCGUUGGAGGGACUCCCAAAAUUGCUAACCCCUAUACUGUUCCCACUUAUCCCACCCGUCUCCCUGGUGGAGUGAGGCCAGAAUUAGAACUUUAUCUGCAGGGUUUCUCGAAAGAGUAUGUAGAAUCAGUCUUUAUGGAAAUUGAAAAACCCGCAAAGAUGCUUUCAACGGAAUGCUACGACAAGUCACUCACAUCCCAAUACCGAUCAAGAUAUAGCGUUCAGACACAAACUUGCCCAAAGAACGAGUACGAGUUGUCUACCACGUACUGUUUUUAUAGAAAUAGCACCAACACCAUUUCUUCAUUCUAUGAAAGAAUCAAACUGAUUCUAAAGGGUCUUUCGUCAAAUCCCAAAUUAUUUUCAGGCCAACAUGUAAAACAGGUGUACGGAGAUUUAUGGUAUGGACAGAUAGACACUGUGAGACCGUUCCCUGUGUAUAACUUGACAGAUGCUAUUAAAGCCAUAGAUAUGAUAACGGAACAGGGUGAAGGGAGCGACGCGUGUAUGCCUCUUACUAAUAAGAGUGAUGUAUCACAUUAUUUUCAAUUCGCCCAACUUGUUAAGGGCAGAGAAAUACGAGUUACACG
Lingula anatina is the source of this 2553-nucleotide messenger RNA. RefSeq lists its product as uncharacterized. Lineage: Eukaryota; Metazoa; Brachiopoda; Lingulata; Lingulida; Lingulidae. The record is from RefSeq and is a predicted model, not a curated record.